CCCCUUCUCGCUUUCCACUUCUCUUUCCCCCCUUUUCUCCCUCCCCCGCCCCCCAGUCAAGUCUUUCGGACCUGGGGGCUUCGAGAGCUGGGCGCUAUGAAAAGUGUUUGCCCAGUCACUUCCGGUUUUUCUUCCCCCAAUCCCUCAGCUGCUGCUGCUGCUGCUCAGGAGGUCAGAUCUGCCACUGAUGGUAAUACCAGCACCACUCCGCCCACCUCUGCCAAGAAGAGAAAGUUAAACAGCAGCAGCAGUAGCAGCAGUAACAGUAGUAACGAGAGAGAAGACUUUGAUUCCACCUCUUCCUCCUCUUCCACUCCUCCUUCACAACCCAGAGAUUCGGCAUCCCCUUCAACCUCGUCCUUCUGCCUGGGGGUUUCGGUGGCUUCUUCCAGCCACCCGAUACAGAAGAAGCUGCGUUUUGAAGACACCCUGGAGUUUGUAGGGUUUGAUGCGAAGAUGGCUGAGGAAUCCUCCUCCUCCUCCUCCUCUUCACCAACUGCUGCAACAUCUCAGCAGCAGCAACUUAAAAAUAAGAGUAUAUUAAUCUCCUCUGUGGCUUCGGUGCAUCAUGCAAACGGCCUAGCCAAAUCAUCUACCACCGUCUCUAGCUUUGCUAACAGCAAACCUGGCUCUGCUAAGAAGUUAGUGAUCAAGAACUUUAAAGAUAAGCCUAAAUUACCAGAAAACUACACAGAUGAAACCUGGCAAAAACUGAAAGAAGCAGUAGAAGCUAUUCAGAAUAGUACUUCGAUUAGAUACAAUUUAGAAGAACUCUACCAGGCUGUAGAAAAUCUCUGUUCUCAUAAGAUUUCUGCAAACUUGUACAAACAACUGAGACAGAUUUGUGAAGAUCACAUCAGAGCACAGAUUCAUCAGUUCAGAGAAUAUCCUUUUAUCAUGAUCAGGAGCAUUUUUCUGUUUCUGGAUAGAACUUACGUUCUUCAGAAUUCAAUGCUACCCUCCAUUUGGGACAUGGGACUGGAGUUAUUUAGGGCUCAUAUCAUAAGUGAUCAGAAAGUUCAGAAUAAGACAAUUGAUGGUAUUCUUCUCUUGAUUGAGAGGGAAAGGAAUGGUGAAGCAAUUGAUAGAAGUUUACUCCGAAGCCUUUUAAGCAUGCUCUCUGAUUUGCAAAUUUAUCAAGAUUCUUUUGAACAACGAUUUUUGGAAGAAACUAACCGGCUAUAUGCAGCUGAAGGCCAAAAAUUAAUGCAAGAAAGAGAGGUUCCUGAAUAUCUUCAUCAUGUUAACAAACGUCUAGAUGAAGAAGCAGACAGACUUAUUACUUACUUAGAUCAGACCACCCAGAAGUCAUUAAUUGCUACUGUAGAAAAACAACUGCUAGGUGAACACUUAACAGCAAUUCUUCAGAAAGGUUUAAAUAACCUCCUUGAUGAAAACCGAAUUCAAGAUUUGUCUCUUCUGUAUCAGCUCUUCAGUAGAGUUCGAGGUGGAGUUCAGGUUCUCUUGCAACAGUGGAUUGAAUAUAUCAAGGCAUUUGGUAGCACUAUUGUAAUUAAUCCUGAAAAAGAUAAAACUAUGGUUCAAGAAUUGCUGGAUUUUAAAGAUAAAGUUGACCAUAUAAUUGAUAUCUGCUUUUUGAAGAAUGAAAAAUUUAUCAACGCCAUGAAAGAAGCAUUUGAAACAUUCAUUAACAAAAGACCAAAUAAACCUGCUGAACUUAUAGCUAAGUACGUAGAUUCAAAGCUUCGCGCAGGCAACAAAGAAGCUACAGAUGAAGAACUUGAGAAAAUGUUGGAUAAAAUUAUGAUCAUAUUUAGAUUUAUCUAUGGCAAGGAUGUUUUUGAGGCCUUUUAUAAGAAAGAUUUAGCCAAACGCUUAUUAGUUGGGAAGAGUGCAUCUGUAGAUGCUGAAAAAUCAAUGCUGUCCAAACUCAAACAUGAAUGCGGAGCUGCUUUCACCAGCAAACUUGAAGGAAUGUUUAAAGACAUGGAACUUUCUAAAGACAUCAUGAUUCAGUUCAAACAGUAUAUGCAGAAUCAGAAUGUACCUGGGAAUAUUGAAUUAACUGUGAAUAUCCUGACAAUGGGUUAUUGGCCAACAUAUGUGCCUAUGGAAGUCCAUUUACCACCAGAGAUGGUAAAACUUCAGGAGAUUUUCAAGACGUUUUAUUUAGGCAAGCACAGUGGUAGGAAACUUCAGUGGCAAUCAACCCUAGGACACUGUGUGCUAAAAGCAGAAUUUAAAGAGGGUAAAAAAGAACUCCAGGUCUCUCUUUUUCAAACGCUGGUGCUGCUAAUGUUUAAUGAGGGAGAAGAGUUCAGUUUAGAAGAGAUCAAGCAGGCUACCGGAAUAGAGGAUGGAGAGUUAAGGAGAACACUGCAGUCGUUAGCCUGUGGCAAAGCUAGAGUUCUGUCGAAAAAUCCAAAGGGCAAAGAUAUUGAAGAUGGUGACAAGUUCAUUUGUAAUGAUGAUUUCAAACACAAACUUUUCAGGAUAAAGAUCAAUCAAAUCCAAAUGAAAGAAACGGUUGAGGAACAAGCAAGCACUACAGAAAGAGUAUUUCAAGACAGACAGUAUCAAAUUGAUGCUGCAAUUGUUCGAAUUAUGAAGAUGAGGAAGACACUUAGCCACAAUCUCCUUGUUUCAGAGGUGUAUAACCAAUUGAAAUUUCCAGUAAAGCCUGCUGAUCUUAAGAAGAGAAUAGAAUCCUUAAUUGACCGGGACUACAUGGAAAGAGAUAAAGAAAAUCCAAAUCAGUACAACUAUAUUGCAUAGAAUGUUGGCCUUGGAGCACUUGGUGUCAUAUGCAGUAGCCAGUGGAUAAACUAACCUAUUGAUGCUAUAUUAUUUGACUUCUUUUAUACUACCAAUGACCAAACGAAGCAGUAUAAUUAAUGGAAAUAGUUGAUUGGACUUUUUCUCAGUGGUUAACAUGCCCAUUUUAAAGAGUAAUACUUAACUUUAAGAAGAAUGUUUUUGAACUCUUUGACUCUUUGCAUGUUAUUAAGUAUGAUGUGCAGAAAACACUUAAGAAAGUACCUGGUCUUCAUGAUUCCUCUUUGGAACUGGGGAAGGAGGUCCCUAUGGCUGUUAAAAGGGAGGGGGGUUCUUAUACACCAUUAAUUAUGAAGCAAAAGGUUUAUUUGCUUAAAAUGUCAUUUAAAGAUACUUAAACUGCAUGCAAACUUUAUUUACUGUACAGAGUUCUGGAUGUAUUUAUCAAAUAGAAAAACCACCCUUGA
This is a messenger RNA of Otolemur garnettii (small-eared galago), 3203 nucleotides long. It is a transcript of the gene CUL4B, whose product is annotated as cullin 4B. Gene Ontology annotation, biological process: protein ubiquitination; DNA damage response; ubiquitin-dependent protein catabolic process. Bases 97 to 2736 code for a protein of 879 amino acids. The record is from RefSeq and is a predicted model, not a curated record. Gene Ontology annotation, molecular function: ubiquitin protein ligase binding. Gene Ontology annotation, cellular component: Cul4B-RING E3 ubiquitin ligase complex. Lineage: Eukaryota; Metazoa; Chordata; Mammalia; Primates; Galagidae. The transcript is spliced from 20 exons.